Molecule: messenger RNA, 438 nt
Organism: Humulus lupulus (European hop)
Lineage: Eukaryota; Viridiplantae; Streptophyta; Magnoliopsida; Rosales; Cannabaceae
Exons: 2
Coding region: 1-438 (145 amino acids)
Source: RefSeq, a predicted model, not a curated record
AUGGAGGUUGAUCAGAUCAUUAACCGUGCGCUGAACGAAGUGCUCAACCUUAAGACGUCUGAGGACAGACAUGAUGAGGAGCUUAAAGCAUCUGAGGCCAGACACACUGAGGAGCUUAAGAUGGCUAAGGCGAAAUACAUCGAGCAGUUCGAGGCAGUCAAGAAGAAAAACGCUGAGCUGCUCGAACAUAAGGCUAAGCUGGCCAAAGAGCUGAAACAACAUCAGGCUACCUUGACCAAAGCCAUUGAAACUAAAGAGAAGUACAAGGAGGCUUCUUUUCUUAAUUUCAAGGAAGCCUCUAAGCUUCAAGAUGAUCUGGUCAUCAGUAGAAAGGAGACUGGGAGGUUGGAGGAACGCGUCAAAGAGCUCAAGGAGACCAAUGCUGAUAACCUGGAGAGGUACAAGGGAGCCACCUUUAGAUGCUUUUAUACGUUCUAG